AUGACCGGUCAGGUGGUGCUGAUGGUGUGUUUCGCGCUCCUUCUGCUGGUCUUUUCCCGCUGCGGGGAGGCACGUGUCAGACUCAACUCCAUCAGGACGGUGAUACUGCGAGAGGGUCACGCGCUGCCUAUGAACAGGAGCACGUGGGAGCCGAGCGUGGACCUGACACUCUAUCAGUGUAUGAGCGACCUGGAGUGUAGCGAGGGGAGCUACUGCCACGCCCCCACCAAAGGCCCCGCCCACUCCCGCUGCCAGACCUGCCGCAGGAGGAAGAGGCGUUGCCAUAGAGACGGCAUGUGUUGUCCCGGCAACCGCUGUAGCAACAAUAUCUGUGUUCCUGACGUGAAUAGUUUUGUGUCUCAGAGGAUCCCCGACACAGACGAAGAGAUGAGUUCACUGUCUAAAAAGAAAGGAUGGAGAAAGAGAGGGAAAAUGGACACCAAAGGGCCUUCUAGUAGAGGUCAGGUCGGGGAUCCUUGUCUUCGCUCCUCCGACUGUUCCGACAGUUUGUGUUGCGCCCGUCACUUCUGGACUCGCAUCUGCAAGCCGGUCCUGCGGGAGGGACAGGUAUGCACACGACAACGCCGGAAGGGAAACCACGGCCUGGAGUUGUUCCAGCGAUGCUCCUGCGGUGACGGACUCAGCUGCCGCACGCUUCGGGACCCCAACGCUCAGCCUCCGUCAUCAUCAUCAUCGUCGUCAUCAUCACUUCUCGCAGCAGUGGCAAAGUCCAAGUUCGCACCAUCCUCUCCCUCUUCUCGCCACUCUUCUCCUCACACGUCGCCGCUGUCUUCGUCCUCCUUAGCUUCUUCGUCGUCGUCAAAGUCAUCGUCAGCGGUGGCAAAGACGAGACUCCACGUGUGUCAGAGAAACUGA
Molecule: messenger RNA, 876 nt
Organism: Scomber japonicus (chub mackerel)
Lineage: Eukaryota; Metazoa; Chordata; Actinopteri; Scombriformes; Scombridae
Product: dickkopf-related protein 2-like
Exons: 4
Coding region: 1-876 (291 amino acids)
Biological process (GO): negative regulation of canonical Wnt signaling pathway; multicellular organism development
Cellular component (GO): extracellular region
Molecular function (GO): receptor antagonist activity; co-receptor binding
Source: RefSeq, a predicted model, not a curated record